CUUUAUUAUCUAUAGAAUUUGGUACCAUAUUUGGUAGCAUUAUAUGAAUGCAAACACUGCGCAGCUUUUACGAUUUCGAAUAUUCACGUCGUGCGUGUGCGAAUUUAUAGCUCCAGCAUAAACUCAAGAUGGAUUGGACGAUUCAACUUCUGAUAAACUUGAUGCUUUCGUUUUGUGGAUUCAUUGCGACCAUUCGAGCUGUGCCGAAGAUGGGUCAUCUUUUUAUCAAAGCAAAUCUCUGUGGGAUAGACAUGAGCAAGAAGGAGUCUAAGAAAAUUCCUGAAGCAAUGGGAAUUGUUUGUGGCUGCAUCUACCUGAUUGUUGUCUUCAUAUUCAUCCCAGUCCCAUUUGGAACAUAUAUUGUCUUCAAUCAAGAGGGGUUUCCCCAUGAAAAGGAGAAUAAUACUUCUGCUAGCGGUGGUGGUUGUAGCCCCUAUGUUCUUGCUGCUAGUUCUGGUGCAUUCGUGGAGCUGCUGGCGGCGCUGCUCUCCAUCUGCUGUAUGCUGCUGCUCGGCUUCGCCGAUGACGUGCUGGAGCUCAAGUGGCGCCACAAGCUGCUGCUGCCCACUGUGGCCUCACUGCCGCUGCUGAUGGUGUACUUCGUCACCUACAACGGCACCACCAUCAUCGUGCCCAAGCCGCUGCGCUUCCUGGUCGGAUACAGCCUGAAUCUGGGUCCGCUGUACUACGUGUACAUGGGCAUGCUGGCCGUGUUCUGUACGAACGCCAUCAACAUCCUGGCCGGGGUGAACGGUCUGGAGGUGGGCCAGUCGGUGGUGAUAGCCGCCUCGCUGCUGGCACACAACGUGGCCGAGCUGGGCGGACCGCUGCGCGACACGCACCUGUUCUCACUGUACCUGCUGCUGCCGUUUAUUGGUGUCAGCCUGGCGCUGCUCUAUCACAACUGGUACCCGUCGGCUGCGUUCGUCGGCGACACCUACUGCUACUUCGCCGGCAUGACGUUCGCCGUCAUAGGCAUCCUGGGCCACUUCAGCAAGACGAUGCUGUUGUUCUUCCUGCCGCAGAUCGCCAACUUUGUGUACUCUGUGCCGCAGCUGUUCCACUUCGUGCCGUGUCCGCGUCACCGGCUGCCCAGGUACGACCGCAAGACGGACCGUCUGCACAUGUCCACCUCCACGUUCCGGAUGUCCUCGCUGCGCUGGCCGGGCCGGCUGGCCCUGCGGCUGGGCCACGCCGUGGGCGUGGUCCACCUGACGGAGAGCGGCGGCAUGACCACCUGCAACAACCUGACCAUCAUCAACCUGCUGCUGAAGCUGGCCGGGCCGCUGCACGAGCGGCGCGUCACACAGGCGCUGCUGGCAAUACAGGUGAUGUGCAGCUGUUUGGCGUUCGUGAUACGCUACCCGCUGGCCAGUCUGUUCUAUGACGUGUGACGUCAACACCCGUGACGUCAGCUCAGUAAUGUGCUUCACGUCUUUUACGACUGACGUCCGUCCGAAGACGUAACACUGUUCUACCCGUGACGAGAGUAUUUGCCAGGCUGUAGGCCACCAAGAGGCUAUAACCGGGAGAAGUUAGGGUGCACUGCCCUGAAUGGAACGCUAGAGGAACACUCAGGGCGUCAAAGCCGGGCAUUUGUUGUGUUUGUGUAUGUUAUGGCCGCUGUGUCAGGGCAUUAUCCAAAGUCACGGUUGUUGUUGAUGUCGCACUCUGUCCUGGGGAGCUCUGCCGGUGGUAUCACGGCAGCUCUGCCGGUGGUAUCACGCUCAGCAGCGCUGCUGCUCCUCGUGCGAUGAUACUCGUGAUACUGCCUCUGCGCGGCUCGUCCAGUGAUACCGCGACCGUCUUAGCUCGGGUUUCCAACUUCCAAGGUAGUUUAUGGCUUCGAAUGGGUUUGGAGCAGUUGUGUAUGCACUAGGGAAAAGUGGGAGAGAUACUUAAGUAUUUAAUGCGUGCUUUGUGUUUGUGUCUGUGUUAAUGGCUGCUCACAGGGGCACUACAGUUUUGGGACCCCAUAGUCCUUACAAACCGCUGCUUCUCAGCGAUAUGCUCGAACUUGGAAUGCUAUGGUGCUGUCUUGCACCAUAUUUUGGCGUAUCUGCGUAUCACCAAAUCUGGCAGAUAGUUGUGUUGCCUUCCUUCACAAUUGCAUAUGUCGGUUGUGUCUCCGAUUAGACUCGCACGGUUUUAUGCAUUUUACUUCGCAAUAGCAUCGGUUGCUGUGGUGCAUUGUGAUACGCGAAUGGAUAAAAUAUGAAGACACCGAUGCAUC
This is a messenger RNA of Amphibalanus amphitrite, 2233 nucleotides long. RefSeq names its product UDP-N-acetylglucosamine--dolichyl-phosphate N-acetylglucosaminephosphotransferase-like. Gene Ontology annotation, biological process: dolichol-linked oligosaccharide biosynthetic process; protein N-linked glycosylation. Lineage: Eukaryota; Metazoa; Arthropoda; Thecostraca; Balanomorpha; Balanidae. The transcript has 9 exons. Bases 129 to 1394 code for a protein of 421 amino acids. Gene Ontology annotation, cellular component: membrane. Gene Ontology annotation, molecular function: UDP-N-acetylglucosamine-dolichyl-phosphate N-acetylglucosaminephosphotransferase activity. The record is from RefSeq and is a predicted model, not a curated record.